CAUUCCUGUGACAGACAGGGACCAAUCAAAACGCGAGACUGUUAUGCGGGUCCAUCCCAAAACACGGGCCCGUGUCAUGGUACCUAGCAAAAGCUUGCUUCUCUUUGUGUCAGGAAAGGCCUUUUUACAGCAAUGGACAACCUGGAUUGCGCAAUCUGCCUGGAUCUGUACAAGACUCCAGUCACCAUCCCCUGCGGACACAACUUUUGUAUGAAGUGUAUUUCUGAGCACUGGGACAAGGCUGGCAAAGAAGAGAAGGAGAGUGCCUGCCCGCAAUGCCGUCGAAGCUUCCAGUCGAGGCCUGAGCUAAAGAAGAACAUCGACUUGUCUGACUUGGUGGACAAGAAGCGGAAAGAAGACAGUGUGAAAAGCCUGGGGCCUCCUAGUGUUAGCAGAGCGGCAACAGGGCUGUGCAGUCGGCACGGCAAAGCAAUGGACCUCUAUUGUGAGGUUGAUAAGAUGUGCAUCUGCUGUGCUUGCGUCAUCAAGGAAUGCAGCACACACAAGAAGGUCCUGGUGGAGGACGAGAGAAAAGGCAGAGAGACAAAACUGAUAAAAAACAGCAAAAAAGUGGACCUACAGAUUGAACUGACUGAAAAGAACAUUGCAGAGCUGAAGGAAAACAUUGACACAGCAAAGGCAUUGUCAGAGUGCACAGCAGAGUGGUUGUCUAAUAAGUUCUGCCAGCUGCUAAAGAAUGUGAAGCAGUGCCAGGAGGCCAUGGCACAUUAUGUGGAGCAGGAGAAGGGGAGAGAGCUGAGCCGGGCUGAGGAGAAUCUACAUCAACUUGAGCAGAGUGCUGAGACACUGAAAAAGCAUCGGGAACAGACUGAGGCCCUGCUCAAAAAACAAGACGAUGUCCAAUUUCUGCAGGAGUCUCAGUUCAUUGAACAGCCACCCUUGAAGGAAGUUCCAUUGACUGUUACCUUGGAUUUAGAUGCUAAAAUGACUGCUGUGACUGACAUAGUAUCCAAGAUCUCAAAACUGGUUUUAGAGGAUUUACAGAAAGUGACGUCUCCUGCUGACACACAAGAAGUACAAGUUUCUCCAAAGGAAAAGCGGUGCACUGAAGACAUCUCUGUGAAUCCCGCUGUCUCCACCAAGUCUCCCAUUGGGGAAUGCUAUCAAGCACAUUACCGCCCACUUUCCUUUGACCCCUACACAGCCCAUAACUACAUCAGGCUAUCAUGUGAGAACCACAAAGCAGAACACAGCUCAACAGGGGUGCAGAAGGUCCCUGCACACAAGGCCCGUUUCGAGGGCUGUUGCUGGCAGGUGCUGUGUGCGGAGGGGCUGGAGGGUGGGAAACACUACUGGGAGGUAGAAGUCUCCCAUCCGUGGGUCUACCUGGGGGUGGCCUACAGCUCCAUCAAGAGGAAGGAGAAGGACAAACAGUGGUAUCUGGGUAUGAACAAAGAGUCCUGGAGCCUGCAGCUGAAUAAAGGCUGCUGCUUUGCAUUGCAUGGUGGUAAAGAAGAACGGCUGGGGGAGCAUGACUACAAGAGAAUUGGCCUCUUUCUGGACUACCCGGCAGGCACCCUAACCUUCUACGGGGUGGGGAGUAAACUGAACCACCUUCACACAUUUCACACCGUCUUCAGCCAGCCGCUCUACCCAGCCUUCUGGAUCGGGGAGGGUGUGAGUGUCACACUCUUAUAACAGACAACGUGGGAACUGUUUCUUCUAGUUUUUGAUUUACACUGCAACAUUCAUUAAAGGGGAGUCCCAUUAGGGAUUUUUUUAGAUGAAUUAUACAGCAUAUCUGCUUGCAAUUACAAAUAAAACAUCUUUACUGUUCUAGCUGUCCAAAUGUUGUGACCAAUGCUGCAGGUACGAUGAAUGCUGUACCAUUGCACUCUCAUGUGCAUGCAAACUGACUUUUUUUGGUGGCAUAGAAACCCCGAUGGCUCCAUUGAAACAUCAGAAUCAAAAACAUUUCUUUCUUUCCUAAAUCCUUGUGUGGAUGCUUGAAUGCAAUCAAAUUCGAAUACAGACCAGACAGAAAAGUUAUUGUAGAAAAAAAACAGAUGUUUUUAAACCGGACAAAAUCAAAGGAUCUGAUUAGAAGUCACCUCUCUAAUUCACAGAAGUGUUGUUUUGCUUUGAAAGGUAUUUUUAUUUUUAAACUUGGAACUGUGGGGGAAACCACCUGUUUUAAUACUCAAACAUUAGGCACACACUCCUUGUUGGGAUAGUGGGCUGAAGAAUACUCUUGCGGGUAUAGUGAGGAUUACCAUUGUUGGCAUUUAUAUCUUAAAUAAAAGUGCCCACUGGGCUGAAAUGCAA
This is a messenger RNA of Acipenser ruthenus (sterlet), 2286 nucleotides long. RefSeq names its product E3 ubiquitin-protein ligase TRIM65-like. Gene Ontology annotation, molecular function: protein binding. The record is from RefSeq and is a predicted model, not a curated record. The transcript is spliced from 7 exons. The coding region runs from base 133 to 1659 and encodes 508 amino acids. Lineage: Eukaryota; Metazoa; Chordata; Actinopteri; Acipenseriformes; Acipenseridae.